Molecule: messenger RNA, 1685 nt
Organism: Bactrocera tryoni
Lineage: Eukaryota; Metazoa; Arthropoda; Insecta; Diptera; Tephritidae
Product: UDP-glucosyltransferase 2-like
Exons: 4
Coding region: 38-1642 (534 amino acids)
Molecular function (GO): UDP-glycosyltransferase activity
Source: RefSeq, a predicted model, not a curated record
UUUUUAAUAAUAUUUUGGUCAGAACACAUCAACAGCCAUGUUUAAGAACCCCAAGAAAAUAUUGGCUUUUACAAUAGUUCUGACCAUUUUAGUGAACCCAAUAUUAAUUACUGAGUGCAGUCGCAUACUUGGAAUAUUUAACUAUUACGCCUACAGUCAUUUUAAAGUUUUCUAUCCACUUUUGCGCAGACUGGCUGAACAAGGCCACCAGGUCACCGUGGUGACUCAUAUAAAAGCGCUGGACAAGAUAAAGCCACAUAACUAUACCGAGCUGCUAUUGACUGGUGGUUUGACAACCAAUGUAGUUACAUUUAAAGAUAUAUUUCCACGACGAAGCUUGUUUAAUAUAUUCAAAGAUGCCGACUAUAUGCAUCAUGAAGGACUGUCACACUGUGAACUCUUGUAUAAAAGUGGACAUGUUGAUACGAUUUUAAAAGGUCACGAACAGCAACCGUUCGAUUUAGUCAUCACUGAAUAUAUGAAUUCGGAUUGCCAAUUGGGUAUACCAUACUUGUUGCAAGUACCUGUGGUGGGUUUGAGUAGUUGUGUGUUAAUGCCCUACCACUUUGAUCGUAUUGCAUUGCCGGAUUUUCCGUCGUAUAUACAGUCGAAAUUAGUCGGAUUUCCGGAGGAACUGAAUUGUUAUGAACGACUGUUAAAUUUUCUACAAACGAAACUGGUGAAUUAUAUAUAUCGUUAUCGCACACAUUCUGAUGAUCGCAAAGUGAUCAACAAAUAUCUAAAUGUGGAUUUCGAUGUUGAUGAUUAUGCCAAGCGUAGCACCAGCAUAAUUUUGGUCAAUCAACAUUACACCCUACACGGUAAUAAACCGUUAACUUCGCAAUUAAUCGAAAUUGGUGGCAUACAUAUUGAUGAGACAGCAUUAAAUGCAAAAUUACCAGACGAAAUUGAGAAAUUCUUAAAAAAUUCACCUGCCGAAGGUGUGCUAUUCUUUAGCUGGGGUUCUAUGGUACGUUCGUCUAGCAUGCCCAGUGAGAAAGUGCAAACGAUAGUCAAAGUACUCGAACAACAGCCUUUCAAUGUAAUUUGGAAAUGGGAGACCGACGAAGUGCCAACGAAAAGUAAGAAGUUCCUCUUCGUCAAAUGGGCGCCACAGUUAAGUCUGAUCUGCCAUCCCAAGGUGAAACUAUUUUGGGGGCAUGGUGGUCUACUCGGCACCACUGAGAAUAUAUAUUGUGGCAAACCGUUAAUUGUCACACCGCUCUACGGCGAUCAAAGCGUUAACGCAUACGCGGUCCAAAACCGCGGCGUGGGCUCCAUACUAUUCUUCGACGAUAUUAAUGAAAAGAACUUAAUAGCGACGCUUAAAGAGAUGCGCCGCAAUAGUUAUGCUGAGAAUGCUGUCGUGCUGUCGCACUUAUUCCGCAAUCAAGACAUGAAACCGCUGGACAGAGCCGUGUGGUGGGUGGAACAUUUGUUGCAAGAGAACGGCAAAACGGCGCAUAAAUUGCUGCAGACAAAGGCGGUAAAGCUAAAUUGGUUCGUCUAUUACUCACUGGACAGUGUGUCAAUUAUUUUGAUCGGCUUGGCGUUGUUCAUCUUCAUUGCGCGCGCGAUUUUGCGACGUUUGAGCGGCCUUUUCAAAGGCGGCAAACAAAGUGGCAAAGUGAAAACGAAAUGAUUUUAUGCAAAUAUACACCAUGUGUACCAAUAACUAUUUUAAA